Messenger RNA from Prorocentrum cordatum, 240 nucleotides. The record is from the annotation of a GenBank genome assembly. Lineage: Eukaryota; Dinophyceae; Prorocentrales; Prorocentraceae.
AGCCUGUGCCGCCUCGCGGCCGACGUCUCCGCGCCCGCGGCGCGCGGCGGCACGCCGCUGGCGGCCGCGGCCAGGCGCGGGCACGUGCAGGUGGCCCGCGCGCUCUGCCACGCAGGGGCCGACGCCGGGGGUGUCCUGGGGCCGCUGGCGCUGGCGGUCCUCGGGUGCCACCCGGGAGUCGCCAGCCUCCUGGCCUGGGAGGGCGCAGGGCGCACCCCAUGGCUCGAGGAGUACCAGGUC